Molecule: messenger RNA, 5856 nt
Organism: Perca flavescens (yellow perch)
Lineage: Eukaryota; Metazoa; Chordata; Actinopteri; Perciformes; Percidae
Gene: tbc1d1
Product: TBC1 (tre-2/USP6, BUB2, cdc16) domain family, member 1
Exons: 22
Coding region: 343-4215 (1290 amino acids)
Source: RefSeq, a predicted model, not a curated record
UCGGGUCUGCCCUGUCCUCUAUAUUUAACUCAAACUACAGACCGCUAGGGCUGUGUGAAGCUCUUCCUACAGUAUCUCUUUCUUUCUGUGUCUCUGUUUACGUACAGUAUGUAGUUGCUCUAAAAUACCCUACAACCUUUCUUGGUUGCGAUUCCCGCAUCGGACAUUCAGUGAACAGGGCAGAGGUUGUCAGCUGGACAUCUACCUCCCUUCUCUUUCUGACACACACGACUGGCCAAGUAUGAUCCUCAUAGUAAAGCUGUCAUCAGCUGUGUGUGUCCUUGAGACUGUUAAAGUGUAGGUGAAAGCAGAGGCAGACAGCUGCCUACGGCCCCACCAGCCAUGGAGGGACUCUACUUUGAAGUAAAGCCCAGAAGAGAUGAACCCUCCAGGCCAGGGAGCGCUGAGAGGCCCCUUCCUAACAUAACUUUAAACCACCGCUCAUGUCCAUCACUUUCACAUUUCACCUCUUCCGCACUGUGUCCUCAGAAACCCUCUUCUGCUAGGGAGAGGAAUACAACAUUGGGGGAAAAGGUCGAGGAAGAAGGAGAGGAGGAGGUACGAUACAAACUGAUAUUGAUCGGUUCUCUGCCCGUCCACCACCUGACCACCAUGGCCAUGCUGCCUUGGGUGGUGGCUGAGAUCAGCAAGUCUCGGCUUGCAGAGAAGCAUCUGGGUGCUGGGAUGCGGUCUGGAGGACAGUUGGACCCAUCUACCUGUAAUCACAAAGUUUUUCUGUGUGCAUCAGCAUCAUUGGUGCGAUGUGUGUCCGUUCUGGGAGAGGGAGUUGUCUGGGACCCUUUGACACACACAGUGCUGUUUGAAUGUCGUCCUCACCACGUGACAAAGCUAAUUCACAACAGCCAGGAGCCCAGCAGCUUUGGCUGCAUGGUCAGAGAUGCAAAAAACUGUGCCUGCUAUGUCUUCCAGUGCCAGGACAGCACCAAGGUUCCUGAGAUCAUCAGUACGUUGAGACAAGCUGGCAAGAGCUCUGCACGCAGUGAUGACAUCACCACCAUUUCCAGCAAAACUUCCACUGAAGGCAACGAUUCAUCUGAAAAAUGCUUUUCUUCUCUCUCCACAAUGACAACCUCCGCAGCACCCUCUGCUGCUGUGUCUCCGACAGCCUUUUCCAAGAAGUUUGAGGUGCUGUUCUGCGGCCGUGUGAGUGUUGCUCACAAGAAAGCCCCUCCGGCCCUGAUUGAUGAGUGCAUCGAGAAGUUUGGCCAGUUGCAUGGCUCAGGGACGAGCAGUAAAGAAGGAAAUAGUGGGGGAUUGGUGGGUGGGCUGAGGAGGGUAUUAGCCUUUCAAUCCAAUGGACUGGAGAGCAGUGACAAUGGUAAUGGUGCUGCAAGGAGCCCAACCACUGGGAAGCAUCCUGUCCUGUUUAAAAGAGACCCCAGCUUUCCCUGUCUGCAGGCCCUGGAUGAGAAUGGACUCUCUCCUGAGAUCUCUCACACCAGCACUACAGACUCACACACCCACUCUGCUGGAGUACAACCCACCAGCCUGCAGGAGAACAGGACCAUGCUGUUUACGGUGGGCAGGUCUCAGAUCUUCUUGGUUAGUCCAGAUACUAAGAAAGUUGCCAUAGAGAAGAGUUUCAGAGAAAUCUCCUUCUGCUCACAGGGUAUUCAUCACGUGGAUCACUUUGGCUUCAUUUGCAGGGAGACAGUGGAAGGAGGAAGCUUCCACUUUGUUUGCUAUGUCUUCCAGUGCACCGAUGAAUCACUGGUGGAUGAGAUCAUGCUGACUUUGAAGCAGGCAUUCUCCGUGGCAGCCCUGCAGCAGAAUGCAAAGACCCAGAGCCAGCAGUGUGACAGCUGCCCCAUACAGCAACUCCACAGACUGUGUGAGAGGAUAGAAGGUCUUCCCCCAUCUAAAACCAAGCUGGAGCUUCAGAGACACUUGGCCACUCUGGACAACCAGGAGCAAGCAUCAGUCUUUGAAAACACUAUGAGGGCUCGUCCUAAGAGCGAUCAGGAAGAGAAUGAGUUGGUGAUGGCCUCUUUAAGGAAUCUGUAUGAGGAGAGGCAGAGGAGCCAUCAGCACUCUCUGCCUGGAGACAGAAAACAGCUGUGUGAGGAGGCAGCUCCAGUCCCAGUUGAGGCACAGCAGAGUAGCAGUCGGCAGCGACUUGAGCAGUUCAAGAGCCGAGCCAAGCGCUCUCUCACUGAGUCCCUGGAGGGGAUCUGGAAGGGGAGCAGCAAGGCCAGAGCUCAGAGGGACAACAGUUUAGGAAGUGACAGCGGCUCUUCCAUUUGUACCGUCAACAGCAGCCAAGACCAGCCUUGUCUAGAUGACCCCUUGCCUGCCUUCUCCCAGCUGCGACCCACCAGCCCACUCAGGUGCCACAACUCAACAGGAGACCUGAAGCGCCUUGACUCCUCUCUCGCCCUGUCUCCCUCCUCCUCUUUACCCGGUGAUGCUCAGCCUCAGGGCUUCCGCCGACGGGCCAAUACUUUCAGCCAUCCUUCCACCCCUUCCUCAGAAGAGUACUCACCGGUGCACACACUAACUCACACACCACAGGACCCUACUGCAGCUACUAAGCCCAAGCUCGUAAGACACUACUCCGUCAGCACCGACACUCCACACCAGAGCAAUGAUGUAGCAGCUCUGUCUACACGAAGUGCAGCAUAUGGAGUAGGGGAAAGCCCUCUGCGCAGUCACCGCCACUCAUGGAGGCAGCAGAUCUUCCUACGGGUCGCUACACCUCAGAAGAACACUGAAACCAAUGAGCGGGGGGAUCCCUGUCUUGAGGGUGGUCGAGUGUGCGUGGGCCAGGUGGGAGUUGGAGGAAGUGGGGACUCGUCCAUAAGGGUGGUGCCUGAAGAGAGGACGAAAAGGAGCAAAGAGGAGCUCAGGGAGCUCUGGAGGAAGGCCAUCCUGCAGCAGAUCCUGCUGCAGAGGAUGGAAAGGGAGAACCAGAAACUACAGGCCUCAGAAAACGAUCUGCAGAACAAGCGUCUGAAGCUGGACUACGAGGAAAUCACACCGUGUCUGAAGGAUGUCACUCUGGUCUGGGAGAAGAUGCUGGGAACUCCUGCGAGGGCAAAGGUCAAGUUUGACACAGAGACCAUACAUGCUGCUGUUGCACAAGGUGUCCCAAGACAACAUCGAGGCGAGAUCUGGAAGUUUCUGUCUGAACAAUACUUACUCAGGCAGACGGUCCCGUCCAGACCCCCUGCCAAUCACACUCCAUACAAAGAGCUGCUGAAACAGCUCACCUCGCAGCAACAUGCCAUCCUCAUAGAUCUGGGGCGCACUUUUCCAACGCAUCCAUAUUUCCAAGCACAGCUGGGGGCAGGACAGCUGUCUCUGUAUAAUUUACUGAAAGCCUACUCACUGCUGGACCCUGAGGUGGGCUACUGCCAGGGCCUGUCCUUUAUUGCUGGAGUGCUGCUGUUACACAUGGGGGAAGAGGACGCCUUCAACAUGCUCAAAUUUCUAAUGUAUGACGUGGGGCUUCGCAAACAGUACAGGCCUGACAUGAUAAUCCUGCAGAUUCAGAUGUACCAGUUGUCGCGGCUGCUUCACGACUACCACCGGGAUCUUUACAGCCACCUAGAGCAGCAGGAGAUUGGACCCAGCUUAUACGCCACCCCAUGGUUUCUCACCGCCUUUGCCUCACACUUCCCUCUCGGCUUUGUGGCCAGAGUCUUCGAUAUGUUGUUCCUGCAGGGGUCAGAGGUCAUCUUUAAGGUGGCCUUGAGCCUGCUGGGGAGCCACAAGCCUCUGAUCCUGCAGCAUGAGAACCUGGAGUCCAUAGUGGACUUCAUCAAGACCACACUGCCCAACCUGGGCCUGGUGCAGAUGGAGAAAACCAUCAACCAGGUUUGUCAGAUGGACAUGUCCAAGCAGCUCCAGGCCUACGAGGUGGAGUACCAUGUCUUGCAGGAUGAGUUGCUGGACACACCCCCGACCCUCAACCAACAACAGCGAGCCGCACAGCUGGAGAGGACCAAUCAGAGCCUCCGACAGCAAAACCUCGACCUGCUUGAGGAGCUACAGGUGUCGCACGCUCGCGUCUGCAGCCUGGAGAGCCGAGUGGAUGCUUUGGCCCAGUCGGAGGCCCAGCUGAGGGAGCACGUUUCGGCACUGGAGGAGGAGAAGAAGCAGUUGUUUAGCACCGUCACACGCCUCCAGGACCUCCUCACCAGCCUCGGCAUACACGCCACCCCUGAUGGACACGCCCUCCCUUCCACCCUCUGAAAGACACAGUCACAGCGACAGCAAAGAUGGAAGACAGAGAGGGGCUGGCGAGCAGGACUAUUGACUCCCUUCCCCACUCUUUGGUUCUUCCAGAGGGUUCAUAACUGCACAUACAUUUUUCCAAAUGGUAAGGUCACCUAGACGAGGAAUCGUUUGUGGAAGGCCCAGGAAGAGAAGGUCGAGUGAGACGUUAAGAUGACUCCCUACCUCGACUUUUUUCCUUUUCCGGCUCCAGAAUGUUUUAAUAAGAAGAGAAAAUCCUAAGGUAGUUGGACCUAAAACAGAGAGGAGAAGAAUGGAAAUGUAACAAAAAUGAGGAUUAAAAAAAAUAAAAAAGAAAGAAAAACAAAGGACGGCACCUUGAGUAUUAUCCCAAAAAGCAAGACUGCCCACUUCCUGCUCUUUAACAAAUAUAAAAAGAAAAUGUGAUUUGAACAACAAUCCCCAAAGGUAGCACUGUCCCACUGGGCCCCUAAUGUAAAAACAAAACAGUUACAUUUGCCCCUGUUGUUGUUGUUGUUGUUGUUGUUGUUGUUGUAUGUUUGUGUCUUUGAAUGUCUGUGAGUGUCUUCACUCAUGUGUUUUAUGCUCUUGUGUUGGAUGCAACAAGUCUAAAAUAGCCAAAAAUGUCAUCAAUAUGAAACAAGUUUGAACAAAGAAUCAGAUCCUGAAACAACAUGUUAUGGAUCACACUUACACAUAACAAGUAAGUAAUACAAAGAUGAAAUGUUUCCAAAGAAAAAAUAGAAGUGCAAGAAGAAAGUGAGAUGAAGGGACGGGUGUGUUUUUCUAUUAUAUAAGCUAAAUGAUGUCAGACAGAUCUUAGCUGGUGGUGCUCAUAUUCAGAUGUCAAAGGGGAACUAUUUUUGAUAUCUCCUCACUAUUUCUAGGCUUCCAUAGUUUUGUUUCCUGAUCCUGUACACUUUAAACUUUAGUUGCUGUACCUCACAGGAAGAGUAACACAAUAAAUCCAGUCCAUUUCACAUCCUGUUUUUUCCCCUUUGAAUACACGUCGAUCCGUCUGUGUAGAAAGGGAAAUGGAUGCAGUUUAAGCAGAAAACUAGCUGUUGGGUGACCUCUAGCUCACCCAGUAAGAGCGUGCGCCCCGUGUAGGCUGAGGUCUUUGCAGCGGCUCGGGUUCGAAUCCAACCUGCAGCCCUUUGCUGAGUAUCCUCUCCUGUCUCUCUCCCACCUUUCCUGUCUAUCCACUGUCACUCUGAAAUAAAAGGGGGGGAAGCCCCCCAAAAAUACUUUAAAUAAAAGAAAACUUUAGCAUUGCUUUUCUAGUGUGAAGUACAGAAUGCUACAGAUCAAUUGAUUUAAAGUACUUCAAAACACACUUCUCUCUGAAACUUCAAACAGGAAACCUCUGCUGUUGAGACAAUCUGUCAGCUAUGAGUCAUGUACUGUAUUCAACACUGAAUUCCUUCAACCUGAGAUGCAGCUUGGUGUGUUUGGAUGCGAGUCUCUAAAUGUGUGUCUGUGUGCUUGUGCACUUCACUGAUGGCAACAAAUCUGUUGAUUUACACUGUAAAGAUAUUUUGCUUUUACUCCUGACUCUCCUUGCACAUGUGUUUUGUUUUAAUUGAUUAUUAAUAUUAUUGUUAUCCUGUACUUUAAAAUACAUUUCAUAUCCUUUCA